Molecule: messenger RNA, 3655 nt
Organism: Owenia fusiformis
Lineage: Eukaryota; Metazoa; Annelida; Polychaeta; Sabellida; Oweniidae
Source: the annotation of a GenBank genome assembly
CGGUUCUAGUGAAGUUCUGGCAUUACCAGUCGAAGUAUAUAAAAGAGAAGUCAUACAUGACACACGGGAAGCCACGAAAAGCUACUUUAAAUAAAUGAUUAUGGUUUCAACAAGAUGCUAUUUCCUUCUAUAAAUUGGUACAUAUAUGAUAUAUGUUUGAGCAAGGGAUAUGCUAAUGAAGUACCAAUGCGACUAGAUAAUGUUUACUACAUUCCGUAGAGCAAUCAUGAAGCCGCGUAGAGUAGCCGUUGUUAUUCUCCUCCUAGGGAUAGCGACAAUUUUGAUAUUAAACUUUUUUAGAAUCACGAGAGUUCCAAAUGAGUACCAAAUAAGAGAAGAUAGACAAAAAGAAUACCCUAUAACCAACAAAAGGCCAGGUGAUAUUCAAUUAGAAAGGAGUGAGAAGACGACAGAUGUUAGAAAGACUACUGCAAGGAUGGAAAGAGUUGUAGAGAAAAAAGUGGAAAUAGCGCUGGUGUGUUUAACGUGUACCUUAAACAUACGUAAAGACAUAAAGGAUAUUCCUUUCUUUCAAAACUUCAUGUCAUCGUUGUGUAAAACUGCUUCGACGGGAUACGCCUACACAAUAUAUCUACCCAAACAGGAGGGGACAGUAGACAAAGUAAUUAAAGAUAUAUUAGACUCAGACUUUAAAAGUUGUUCGAAAAAGUUUGAUAUACAAAUUCGAAUUAUCCCAGAUAUUGAUUUCAAAACCAACCCAGGCAAGGGACUAAAUGACAUCAUGUACAUAGCAUACUUAUCAGGAGCAUCGUAUAUUUACAAAAUGACUGAUAAUGCAAAUUCCUCGUUUAGUACAAAUAAAUGGACGGAAAUGUACACAAGCGAAUUAGGAAACCGCAAAUACAAUAAUAUAGGGAUUAUUUUCGACUGCAAACAAGAGACAUUCCGGAAAUGUCAAUGUUCUUACUUUAUUCACAAAACUCAUAUGGACAUAUUUGGAUCUGUUUUUCCACCUGAUAUAAUGGGAUCAGAUGUGGAUCAUUGGAUUAAUUAUCUUUAUUCAGAAAACUUUACGUCGUACAUUCCUGUUACGUCGGUUGCUUCUUGCCCUGAACGUGACAUUAAAGGUCAAGAUUUAAUCACGUCUUUAGUAAUAAAGUACAAACCACUCUUGGAACACUUUAUCAGUAGCUUGCGAACCACUCAAACCAAAAGAAAAGAUUGGGUAAUUUCAAUGAGUCUUUGGGGAAACUCCCAUAGAUAUACGUAUGGAGCGAUAAGAAACGCUCAACUUGCAAGGGUUAACUUUCCCGAAUGGACACUUAGGAUGUAUAUCGAAAAACGUGAUAUUCUUCAAAAUAAGCACUCAAAAGUCCCUGGUGAUAUUUUGACAAAGUUAGUUGAACUCGGAGUAGAACUAUAUAACGUAGAUACGAAUCGAGUAACCCUAGGUCCAAUGAUCUGGCGUUUCAUGGUCGCAGACGAUAUGACAGUUGACAGGUUUAUAGUCAGAGAUUCGGACAGCCGAUUAACAGAGCGGGAUGCGGCAACCAUUCACGAGUGGCUACAAACUGACAAACCUUUCCAUUGUAUACGUGAUCAUCCCAGUCAUGGUAACUAUCCACUCAAUGGCGGACUGUUUGGAGGUCAGCCUAGAGAUAUCCUAAAAAUAUUCAACGAACCAUGGAGCAAAUUGUCUUCACGAUAUGGUUCGAAUUAUCUGGAGGAUAUGAACUUUUUAAAUAGGGUCGUUUGGCCAAAGGCAAAGAAUUACUUUUACUGCCAUGACAGUGUUUCGUGUAAGAAAUGGCCCAGUUCCUAUCCAUUCCCAGUUGCCCGCAAUGGCAAAGAGCAUGUGGGUGGAGUGUACGAUCAGUAUAACAUUCCCCGACAGGGAGACCUUGAUAUAUUAAACCUGGACGCCUUACCAGCAGAGUGUACAAAAGUAACAUCUACACAAGCUCCAGAAACAACUAUCGCUCCAAGUACGCUAAAAACAAGUCGACCAGUUGUUAUAUGGAGCAAUGAUUUCCACAUCAGUCCUAUACACGAUCUUAAAAAUUUCUUGCAACCCAUGGGUGUUACGUUCAUUGAUAAGAGCCUGUCGGGACAUUGUCAUCUGACAAAUACAUGUGCAAAUGGUUUGAAAGUUUUGGAUAAGGGAAAUGGUAUUAACUUAGACAGACCCUCCAUCUAUACAGAGUUUUUUAAAGCAUACAAAGAUGACCCUGAAAUGGAAAAAGUGGAUGCAUUCGUGUGUUACCAUCCGUCAUCCAUGUGUGAAAUUUUCAUGCCGUUCAACAAGUCUAUAAUUGUUGUACCCUCAACGCGGUAUGAGAUGGGUCGUCAUUCUAAGGAACGCUGGGAGGCCUGGAAUGUGAACUUAAAACGCAUUUCAGAUCAGCCGCAAAAUACCAUUGGUGCCAACAACCAGUAUGACUUAGAAUACGUGCGCUACUUUACAGGAAUUACACCCACGCUUUUACCGAGUUUCUGUGGUUAUGUGGAAGAUAAGUAUAACCCUACCCGGCCUGGAUUUCUUUUAAGUCCGAUCCACAAAGCUGGAUUCCAAAACAUUUUUCUUGGAGGAUUUAACAAGGCGAAAGAGGAGCUUCACUCUAAUGUAAGUCUGACUCCACUUCGUGAGCUGUAUGGUCAUUACAAAUACAGCGAUCUGGCCAGCCAUCAGGGGAUUGUACACGUACCUUACCAGGUAUCAGUGAUGAGCCUAUUUGAACAAUAUAGGAUGAACAUCCCUUUAUUUUACCCCUCACUCGAUCUUCUGGCUAGUUGGCAACUUACUGACAAUGUUCUCAAUGAGCGAACGUGGAGUUCCGUAUUUGGCUCGAUUCCCGACAAAUCCGUAAUACCUGGUGUACUAGACAACGUUCCAGACCCAAAUAAUGACAAAAAUCUCGAAGCUAUAAAAUAUUGGCUGAAAUUCUCAGACUUUUACCAAUGGCCUCAUAUAGUUUACUUUGAUUCAUACAAAAAUCUGAUCGAGAAACUAAAAUCCACUGAUCUGAGGAAAGUGUCUGAUGGAAUGCGUAAAUAUAAUGAAAAGGUAAAAACUGAUUUGACUGAUAGAUGGCAGUCAAUCUUACAGAAAACACGGAAAUUCUCUAAGCAUUAUAAUUAAAGGUUCCUCAAAGGCAUAUGAUUGAUUUAACGUUGUGAUUAACGGGGCUUCACUUUUAAUUUUAAUUAGAAGAUAUCGAAAUAAAUAUGAUCUCAUUAAAUGCACAUGUGACAUCACUUAGUCAUAAAUAAAUACAACAACAACGAAACCUGACCUACAUGUAGUUCAAACUUCAGUAUACUAACAGUCUAAGUCACCCUUUUUAUAUGUAUCAUUUUAUUUUUUAACCUAGAGAGUCACAGCUAACUACUUUGUCCCCCUAGCGAUCAUAAUACAAAUAUGUUAAGGUUAGUACAUAUAAUAGUAAAAGGUCACACAAAACGAUGAGUACAAUCAAUGAAUAUCUGCACCUUGUCAAAAGGUCACCCUUUCUGUGCGUCAAUCAAACCUAAAAAAGGACCAUACUGCAGUAUUGUAUGAAAAAUUACAUUUAUACCGAAGUAAAACAUUUUCGUAUCGGAUUGCUUGUAAAAAAUGUUUGGCCUCUUAUAUUUUGAUGUUUCGUUCUAACACCUUCAAAAAAUACCAUGGUCGAGACUUCUUAAUAUAACUUAC